Messenger RNA from Papilio polytes (common Mormon), 1569 nucleotides. It is a transcript of the gene Bmp-2, whose product is annotated as RNA-binding protein 4.1-like. Gene Ontology annotation, molecular function: mRNA binding. Gene Ontology annotation, cellular component: nuclear speck. NCBI's taxonomy places the organism in Eukaryota, Metazoa, Arthropoda, Insecta, Lepidoptera, Papilionidae. The transcript is spliced from 4 exons. The coding region runs from base 187 to 1071 and encodes 294 amino acids. Gene Ontology annotation, biological process: mRNA splicing, via spliceosome. The record is from RefSeq and is a predicted model, not a curated record.
CCAUAGCUUUAGAUCUCCAAACUGUCGGUUUUAUUUCUAAAACGUCAUUUUUCUUCAUUAUGAUACAUCGCCCGCCACCGCCAUUUUGUUGAUAAAAGAAGCGGGAUUGCGGUACUUUGUUAUAAAUGCACGUGUAGUGAGUUUUAUUAAAUUAUUGAAUUAGAAUAAAGUGUUGUAAAGGACAAAAUGGUGCCACAAACAAAAGUUUUCGUCGGUAGCUUGCCUCAGGGCUCCAAGCCGGAGGAGCUUCGGAAGUUAUUUGAGCGGUUUGGCGUAGUUACAGAAUGUGACAUAAUGAACAGAUGCGGAUUCGUACAUAUGCAGACCGAGGAACAGGCUGCGACCGCCAUCCGUAGCUUAAACAAUACGACGUUCAAUGGAGGUGUUAUAACAGUAGAGAGAGGCCGGAUCAAGGAACGCGGGCAACGCGGCGGCGGGGCACGCGGUGGCAUGCGAGGUGGAAUGAGAGGAUCGAUGGAUCGGCGCUCCGGAGGGCCGAUGCGUGGAGGUCCACCGACCAGAGACGCUCCCUACAUGAGGGACGCCCGACCUAUGGGACCGAUGAGAGGCGGCGACAUGCGCGGGCCUCCAAUGGGCGGUGGUAUGCCGAUGAGGAACGGCAUGGGCGCUCCACCAUACGACCGAAGCAUGGAGCGGCCCAUGGGGUACGACGACCGCGGGUACAACGGCUACGGCGGCGAAGAUCGGCGAGGGUUCGCACUGAUGGACGGGCGCGGGCGCGACCAGUACGGCGCGCCGCCCAUGUACGACGACCGACGCGGGUACGCCGCCGAGGACAUGUCUGGCAUGUACGCGGAGGACAGGCGCGCGGGCAUGUACGGCGACGAGAGGGACAUGAUAGACCGGCGCGCGCCCAUGCGGCCCGGGCCCCUGCCUGCGGCGUACGAGCGCCCGCCGCCGCGCGCCGCGCCGCUGCCCGCCGCGGACAUGUUCAGCAGGCGCUCGCCGCCACCAAUGCGCGGCGCGGCGGGCGUCGCCGGCGGCUACGACAGAGACCCGUACGCGCAGCAGUACCCGCCCAUGGGCCGGGGGAGUCACGCGGGGUGGUAAGUGUCGGUACGUUGCGGACGUCAGUCGGUCACCUCACAGCGAUACACGUAGGCUAUAAGGUUAACAUUCGGGCCGGGCGAGGCGCGGGCCGGUGUCUCUGAUUCUCAAAUUAAGUCUCGUUACGUGUACGGAAAAUGUGUAGCGGGGAUUUAGUUUCUGACGUACCAAUUACCACAUAAGAAUUUGCAGUAAGAUAAGGAGUGUGCGUUACCGGCCGUGAGGUUGCGUACGUAAGUUGGUGUGCCCGAGCGCCCCCCACCCCCACCCCGCCGAGCCCGCUCCGCCGACCACUAUCAAAUUAUGUCAAAUCAUUUUGUAUUACAAUAAAGAUAAUGAAAUUAGCACCCGCGGUUUGAUUUCCCCGCUGACGAAGUCGCCCGACGGAAUGUUACAUUAUAUUUAUAUUCAAUAAGAUUUUACGGAAUACCGUUCUAGAAUAAUUACAUGUAAUUUAAGCUGUACUAUAUUUUACUUUAGAUUAAAUCCUUUACCAUUUUA